CUAUUACUAGACAAAUUGCGAAUCUGGAGAGGGACCUAACGGCUGUUCCACCAGUAUCGCGAACGGGGUUAAGAGUCCUUGCAGAUCGAUUGAAGUCAACAUUGGAUGAACUGUCAUCAUUGAUGACCACUUUCCUCGGCAACGUGAGAGAAGAAGAGGAACGUGAGGUAAUGGAACAAAAAUUGGAGGAUGAGACCAAUCGGGUCUUAAAAUCGGUGGCAUUGGUUCAGGAACAUGUGGAAGCGAGAGCUGCGGAACCAAGCACGAUCUUUGGAAGUAAAGGACGAAAUCUUCAACAAUAUCGGGAGGAAGAACGUUUACGCCUCCAGGAAACAAGAAAUGCAAACAAUCGGGCGGUUGAGAUUGCCAAGAUUAACUUGGAACGAGCCAUGGAUGAUGAGAGAAGAUCCCAAGCCCAAUUAGAGGAAUUGCAGUUGGGAAGUCGAGUUGGGGAUUUCGACGGAGAAGAGAUGGCCCCAAACGAACCUCAGGCAGAUGGGAGGAUGGGUCGACCCCUGCCAAUCCCAGGACGUUCUAACGUGAUCCCAGACGAUCAUCUUGAACGACAAGGACGAUUUGUCGAUCGUGAAGGUUAUCAACCGCAUUGGGUCGAGGUUUACAGAGUGGAGCAAUAUGUUCCAAGCGCUCGUCCAUAACACGACAAGAAGCACCCCAGAGAAGAUGGGGCUUCUUAAAGCAUCAUUGGGCGAGAAACCACGAGCCUUUAUUGUAGGGUACGAUAAUUCUGACCACGAUUACAUCAAUACAUUGAAAACCAUUCGUCAAGUUUAUGGUGACCAAGACUUGGUAGUGGAUGCCCAUCAAAGAACCCUCGAGAAGUUGAGUG
Molecule: messenger RNA, 847 nt
Organism: Tigriopus californicus
Lineage: Eukaryota; Metazoa; Arthropoda; Copepoda; Harpacticoida; Harpacticidae
Exons: 2
Coding region: 123-656 (177 amino acids)
Source: RefSeq, a predicted model, not a curated record